Messenger RNA from Diachasma alloeum, 2382 nucleotides. RefSeq names its product EGF domain-specific O-linked N-acetylglucosamine transferase (gene Eogt). The record is from RefSeq and is a predicted model, not a curated record. Gene Ontology annotation, cellular component: endoplasmic reticulum lumen. Gene Ontology annotation, molecular function: protein N-acetylglucosaminyltransferase activity. NCBI's taxonomy places the organism in Eukaryota, Metazoa, Arthropoda, Insecta, Hymenoptera, Braconidae. The transcript has 11 exons. The coding region runs from base 198 to 1796 and encodes 532 amino acids.
AUCGCCCAGACGUCAAGACCAAAAAAAAACCCCGAUACAGCUGAUCGAAUCGCGGACGUAGAGAGUGCAAGUGGUGCGAUCAGCCGAGAGUGAAAAUUUCCAGAUGGUGGUAGAACGAGUUCCAACAUUUUCCUUAAAAGUUGGAAUAACUCACAGCAUCACACCUUGCAGUGUCUCAAUCACUGAUUGAUCGCAGCAUGAGGAAUUACUCGGGAAUAAUCGUCCUCGUGUUGGGGAUUUUUCUCACUGUUGAGGGGAUGUUUAAUUAUUCGGCGAUUGAUUUGCCACCGAAACAUCUCAAGUACUAUUUCAACUCAUUUCCGGCGAGAGCUCGGGAAUGCCGGGAGGAUCCUGACUGUCCUUAUAAGGAUCAAUUGAUCGAGGGAAGUUGUUGGGGGUACGAAGAUAACUGUAAACCAGAUAACGCAUUUUCAAUUCCCCACUGUCCCGGAGACCACAAGGGCUGGGUAGCAACGAAAGGGGCACAAGUGGAAACAUUCUACGCCCAGGGUGAUUUUGGCUACGUGAGGGACCAGCGCAGAGAGAUGAAGCUAGUCUGUGAGCCUCUCUUCAUAGAUGAUUCAUCGUUGGAAUGCUCGGAGCACCUGAGAUUCUGUCGGGGCAGAAACAUCAUGAUCAACUUCACUAAUUUAGUGCACAGAACAGAACCAAUUAGAUAUAAAAUGGAUGUGUUGAAGGAGGGAGAGAUUGGCGGCUACUGCACGCUCAAUAAGAAAAGACUAGAAGACAACGCGGAUCACAUAAGUGCACUGCAGUCGUGGGGCCCCGAGCUCCGAAACUUUCGAAAGUUAAAGCGCCGGCCAAUAGUCGACGGUGACUGUGACACUGUCAUAGAAAAGCCGACUUUCCUCAUGAAAAUAGACGCGACAGUAAAUUUGUACCACCACUUCUGUGACUUUUUCAAUCUCUACGCUUCACUACACGUUAAUCUGUCUCACCCAACGGCAUUCAGCACGGACAAUCAUAUAAUGAUCUGGGAAAGUUAUAGCUAUCGAUCAGCGUUUCAAGAUGCCUUCGAGGCUUUCACGAAGAAUCCCCUGUGGGAUCUGAAGACGUUUCGCGGGCAGACGGUUUGCUUCAAGAAUAUCGUAUUCCCGCUGUUGCCGAGGAUGAUAUUCGGACUUUAUUAUAAUACUCCGUUGAUUUAUGGCUGUGAAAAAAGUGGUCUAUUCAAAGCAUUCAGUGAGCACAUACUCCACAGACUCAAUAUACCACUUCGUGAGAGGAAAAAUAAAAAAGUUCGAGUUACAUUGCUUAGUAGAGACACUAGAUACCGAAGGAUUCUCAAUGAGGACGAAUUGGUCGAGGCCCUGAAGAAAAAUCCUGAGUACAGCGUCAGGAAGGUGAUAUACAACAAAGAUGUGUCUUUCAAGAAACAACUUGAUAUUACCCGAAACACUGAUGUGUUCAUCGGAAUUCAUGGCGCUGGGUUGACCCACGCUAUGUUUCUACCUGAUUGGGCUGCUGUAUUUGAAUUGUACAAUUGUGAAGACGCUGGUUGCUACAAAGAUCUCGCCAGAUUGCGAGGUGUAAAAUACUUCACAUGGGAAGACGGUGAAAAAUUAAUACAACAAGACCCUGGAACUCAUCCGGACGGCGGUGCACAUGCCAAAUUCACAAACUACAGUUUUGACACUGACGAGUUCGUGAGGAUCGUAUCGCUUGCGGCGGAGCACGUAAAUAACCACCGAGACUUUCAGGAAUUUGUUAAUAGAAAGUCAAAGAGGAUAGAGUCACGCGAAGAUAUCCAUGGCACAUCGAGAGAGGAAUUAUGAAGAUAAUGCGAAGAGUUGUUUUUCGCACUAAAGUUCUCUCUAGUUACCAUUUAUCCAGAUAUUUUUAGAUACUCAGAAAGAAGGAGAAAAAUCAUUCCAUUCCACUGCUCAAAUGUAUCUCAAUUACAGUUACAUCUGAAUAAUUAUUUUCCUAUGGAAAACUGUACAUAUCUCUUCAAUCCACACGAAUCAAUAAAAUGUUGGGACUUUUAAAGAUUCAAUACAUUGUUCCCCUAAUGAAAAAAUUUAAUUGGGCUUCAUUUAAUUGGACUUGAUUAACCCAGAUAUUUUUUAACACUCAAUUGAAUCUUCAUCUCAUUCAAACUGAACACUCAUUACUUUCCUAUCGAAAACUGUACAUAUCUCUUGAAUCCACACGACUUAAUAAAACACUCAAACUUUUGAAAAAUCAAGUACUUGUUCCCCUAAUUACAGCUUCACUUGAAUUUUACGCCUGUAAAGGAUCACCGAGACCCCGAUAACCGUCGCAAUAUAAGCGAUAAUAACCUGAAGUGCCUGAAGCCCCUCCACAUAAAGAGUCCGCAUACUCAUAUUAACCACCCCAGUCACCAGAUUAGCAAGAAGA